CUUUGCUGUGCACCCGGUGGCCACAGGGCAGCAGAGAGAAGGGCAGAGCUGCCACCAUGGCGACACACUUCUCCCAUCCCCAGCGGCGCCCUCCACUUCUGCGCCAGGCCAUCAAGAUAAGGCGCCGCAGGGCCAAAGACCUGCAGGAUCCCCCGCCCCAAACCACCCAGGAGGUCGAGCCUCCAUCCCACCACUUCUCCCCUGAGGAGCGGAACCUGCUAUAUGAGGAAGCCCUCUAUACGGUCCUGCACCGCCUGGGUCAGCCAGAGCCCAACCAUGUGAAGGAGGCCUCAGAGCUCCUUCGAUACCUGCGGGAGGCUUUCCAGGUUCAGCCAGCAGAGCACCAGCAACUACUGCAGCAUGUCCGGGAGCUCGAGAAGCCAGUAUUUUGUCUGAAGGCAACAGUGAAACAGGCCAAAGGCAUUCUGGGCAAGGAUGUCAGUGGGUUCAGUGAUCCCUACUGCCUGCUGGGCAUCGAGCAGGGGGUGGGCAUGCCAGAAGGCAGCCCCGUGUCCCGACGUCGGCAGAAGGCUGUCGUGAGACACACCAUCCCUGAGGAGCAGACUCACCGCACCCAGGUCAUCAGCCAGACGCUUAAUCCUGUCUGGGAUGAGACCUUUAUCUUGGAGUUUGAAGAUAUCACCAAUGCCAGCUUUCACUUAGACAUGUGGGACCUGGACACCGUGGAGUCUGUUAGACAGAAGCUUGGGGAACUCACAGAUCUGCAUGGGCUCCGAAGGAUCUUUAAGGAGGCUCGGAAGGACAAAGGCCAGGACGAUUUUCUGGGGAACGUGGUUCUGAGGUUGCAGGACCUGCAUUGCCGAGAGGAUCAGUGGUAUCCUCUGGAGCCCUGCACUGAGACCUACCCGGACCGUGGCCAGUGCCACCUCCAGUUCCAGUUCAUCCACAAGCGGAGAGCCACCGUGGCCAGCCGCUCCCAGCCUAGCUACACUGUCCACCUCCACCUUCUGCAGCAGCUGGUAUCCCAUGAAGUCACCCAGCACCAGGCAGGCAAUACUUCUUGGGAUGCAUCAUUGAGUCCUCAGGCCACCACCAUCCUCUUUCUCCAUGCCACACAAAAGGACCUCUCUGACUUCCACCAGUCCAUGGCGCAGUGGCUAGCCUACAGCCGUCUCUACCAGAGCCUGGAGUUCCCCAGCAACUGCCUGCUGCAUCCCAUCACCAGCAUGGAGUACCAGUGGAUCCGGGGCAGGCUCAAGGCCGAGCAGCAAGAGGAGCUGGCAAGCUCGUUCACCUCCCUUCUGGCUUAUGGACUCUCCCUCAUACGGAAGUUCCGCUCAGUCUUUCCGCUCUCUGUCUCCGACUCCCCAGCUCGACUGCAGUCUCUUCUCAGGGUCUUGGUGCAGAUGUGCAAGAUGAAGGCCUUCAGAGAACUGUGCCCAGACAAUGACCCGCUACCCCAGCUGGUUUCUGAGGCCCUGCGGGCUGGCACAGUUGAGUGGUUCCACCUGAAGCAACAGCAGCACCAGUCCGUGGUUCAGGGCAUGCUGGAGGCAGGCAAGGCCUUGCUGAGCUUGGUGCAGGAUGUCAUGGGAGACCUACACCAGUGUCGUCGCACAUGGAACAAGAUCUUUCACAAUGUCCUCAAGAUUGACCUUUUCUCCAUGGCUUUCCAGGAGCUGCAGUGGCUGGUAGCCAAGCGGGUGCAGGGCCACACGGAGGCAGUGGGCAGCUCCAUGUCCCCGGAGAUGGGGGAAAGUCUCUUCCAGCUCUAUGUCUGCCUCAAGGAAUUCUGUCAGUUGGGCCCGGUCUCCUCAGACAGUGAUGGAGUCAUGGCUCUGGAUGGUUUCCACCUCUGGUUCCAGCCUGCCAUCCCUUCCUGGCUGCAGAAGACCUACAGUGUCGCCCUGGAGCGGGUGCAGCGCGCAGUGCAGAUGGACUCGCUGGUGCCCCUGGGUGAACUAACCAAGCACAGCACCUCUGCUGUGGAUCUGUCCACCUGCUUUGCCCAGAUCAGCCACACCGCCCGGCAGCUGGACUGGCCUGACCCAGAAGUGGCCUUUAUGAUCACGGUCAAGUUUGUGGAGGACACCUGCCGGCUGGCCCUGGUGUACUGCAGCCUUAUAAAGGCUCGGGCUCGUGAGCUCUCUAAGGGUCAGAAGGACCAGAGUCAGGCAGCCAAUAUGCUGUGUGUAGUGGUGAAUGACAUGGAGCAGCUGCGGCUCGUGAUUGGCAAGCUGCCCACUCAGCUGGCAUGGGAAGCCCUGGAGCAGCGGGUUGGCGCUGUGCUGGAGCAGGGGCAGCUGCAUAAUACACUGCAUGCCCAGCUGCAGGGCGCAUUGGCUGGGUUGAACCAUGAGAUCCGUACCGGUGUCCGUACCUUGGCUGAGCAGCUGGAGGUGGGCAUUGCCACACGCAUCCAGAAACUCAUGGGUGUCAAGGAAUCUGUUCUGCCUGAGGAUGCCAUUGUGCCACUGCUGAAGUUCCUGGAGGUGAAGCUUUGCUACAUGAACACCAACCUGGUGCAGGAGAACUUCAGCAGCCUUCUGACCCUGCUCUGGACCCACACUCUCAAGGUGCUAGCGGAGGCAGCCGUCUCCCAGCGUAGCUCGUCCCUGGCCUCUAGCAGGCUGAAGGUUGCCCUGCAGAACCUGGAGAUCUGCUUCCAUGCUGAGGGUUGUGGUCUGCCACCAGAGGCCCUGCACACAGCUACUUUCAAGGCUCUGCAGAAGGACCUGGAGCUGCAAGCAGCCUCCAGCCGGGAGCUCAUCCAGAAGUACUUUCGUAGCCGAAUCCAGCAGCAGGCUGAAACCUCCUCUGAGCAGCUGGGCGCAGUCACAAUCAAGGCCUCCUACCGUGCCUCCGAGCAGAAGCUGCGUGUUGAGCUGCUCAGUGCCUCCAGCCUGCUGCCUCUGGACUCGAAUGGAUCCAGUGACCCCUUUGUCCAGCUAACCCUGGAGCCCAGGCAUGAGUUUCCUGAGCUGGCCCCCCGGGAGACCCAGAAGCACAAGAAGGACCUUCACCCACUGUUUGAUGAGACCUUUGAAUUCCUGGUGCCUGCUGAGCCGUGCCGCAAGGAUGGGGCAUGUCUGCUGCUCACUGUGCUAGACCAUGACACGUUGGGAGCAGAUGACCUUGAAGGAGAGGCCUUCCUACCACUAUGUAGGGUGCCCGGAUUGACAGACUGUGAGGAGCCUGGAGAAGUACCUCAGAUUCGACUGCCUCUCACAUAUCCUGUGCUCAUUGGGGAUCCAAUCCUGCAGCUACUGGAGAGUCGGAAGGGUGAUCGCGAGGCGCAGGCCUUUGUGAAACUGCGAAGGCAGCGAGCCAAGCAGGCCUUCCAGCACACCCCACGCCCCAGGCAGUAGGAGUGGGAGGCUAGGACAGCAUGCUCUGUGGCUGCACUAAAAGCCUGGGGUCUUCCCUGCCACAAUGUGGCCCUCCAGCCUGGUGUAGCUUGGAAGCCCAGCAGUCAGAAGGCUCACUGUGCAGACGCUCCUGCCGGAGCAGCUCGCGGUGAUGGAGCAGCAUCAAUGCUAAUCCACUCCUUGCCCAUCCUUGCGACUGGCCUCAGCUCUGCCACAGCCCAGCAUCUCCUAGUCCUGCCGCCACCCUGCAAAAAGCUGUUCUGUGGGACACGGCCCAGGGCCAUCUGCCCCCGGGAACUGUGUUCCAGCUUCUGGAAUGGAGCCCAGGGCUGUGUGAACAAAGAAAGGAUACUACCAAAGCUGCCUGGGAGAAGGGUGGUGGCCACUACUAGAGGGAGCUGGGAAUCAGGGACAGUGGCUCUGGGAGGGCAGCUGGCAGGCAGCACGGCUGGCACAAAUAGAAACAGAAAGGACAGUUUUACUGUCUGAUGAGAACACCUCCUCCCUCAGAUGGCACCUGCCAACUAGAACUGUUCUUAGUGAAAAUAAAAAAUAAACAUUG
Molecule: messenger RNA, 3891 nt
Organism: Jaculus jaculus (lesser Egyptian jerboa)
Lineage: Eukaryota; Metazoa; Chordata; Mammalia; Rodentia; Dipodidae
Gene: Unc13d
Product: unc-13 homolog D
Exons: 32
Coding region: 57-3329 (1090 amino acids)
Source: RefSeq, a predicted model, not a curated record